Messenger RNA from Daucus carota subsp. sativus, 734 nucleotides. RefSeq lists its product as uncharacterized. Lineage: Eukaryota; Viridiplantae; Streptophyta; Magnoliopsida; Apiales; Apiaceae. The record is from RefSeq and is a predicted model, not a curated record. Bases 166 to 561 code for a protein of 131 amino acids. The transcript has 5 exons.
AUCGGUGAGGUUGGAUAACAAGAUAAACCGAAGACUUCAGUGGCUGAUUCGAUACCGCGGCCGAUAUACACGAUAAUUACGCUUAAUAUUAGCACCAAAAAACACAACUUCAAAAUCAAGUCUUACCAACGGCCAAAGGGCAAUGAUCAUUUGGUCUUAAUUAAUAUGGACGGUAAUAAUGCUAGCGAUGCUCAUUCCAAUAGGAGCCAGCCUUCUAUGUGUUUCGAAAAGGCCAAUGUAGACAGUAAUAUCAAUGAAAAGAAUGCUCUGGAUUUUCUUUAUGUGAACCAUGCUGAGGUAGCUUGGCAUGAAAGAAGAAGAGCGUGGGUUGGUGAUAUAUCACAAAGAUCACAGAGUUUAAAAGGCUCAAGUAUCAGAGAGAAGAUCCUAAGUUGGAGAACAACUUACAAGGAACUGCUCUCAACUAUUGAACCUUUUAAAAAUCCAAUCCCAUUAGCCGAGAUGGUAGAUUCUCUUGUUGAGAUUUGGCUUGAAGAGGGCUUCUACGGCGAAACACAGAAAACAAAUCUCAGUUCACUAAAAGAUUUGCACUUAUUAUAAUUUAUAAAUGAGAAGCAAAAGAAACAAACAUAGAUAUGCGAAAGAGGUAUUAAAUUUAUAAUCUUGGCUGGUGGACACUUUUUUGAUCAUUCUCAGACUGGACACAGAUGUGGUUUACUGAUGGUUUAAAUGAAUCAUAAGGUUAUAUUAAUUUCUACCAAAACAAGAGAAAA